AUGAAAGUUUUGCUCGUGUUUGUUUUGCUUUUGGUUGUAGCUUCAGCGCAAUAUUAUGGCUACGGUAGCCCAUUUGGCUAUGGCUAUGGCAAUCCGUACCGUUACGGUGGCCGACGAUUUGGGCCUUAUGGCGGAGGAUAUGGAUACGGAUUAAACCCGGGGUACGUUUUAAAAGUUGCUUAUUUAAAAUUUAAUAUAAAAAAUGCUUUUAUGUGGCGCAGCUAUAAAUACUCUGAGGUGAUAAGGAAAGGGCAGCGAAAAAUAUGUCCACUAACCUUUAAUUUAAUUGAGUUAGUGGUGCGAACAUUGAACUAGACCCAUUCCCUACUAAACCUUUAUAAAACUAAGGAAAGUCCAAGUUUCCAGAAGAAGAAUUUAAUACGGUAAAAGAGCAAGAUAAACGAUCAUUGUACAAUAUUUUUCUUAAAGCGUAAAAAAUUAUUAAAUCUUACCUAAAAUUUACGCGCUUUUUAAAAAAAAUUUUAGAACUGUUGUCGGAGCCGAAAUUGGUGCCGCUCUAGGAUCUCAGUUGGGUUAA
Bursaphelenchus okinawaensis is the source of this 538-nucleotide messenger RNA. The record is from the annotation of a GenBank genome assembly. Lineage: Eukaryota; Metazoa; Nematoda; Chromadorea; Rhabditida; Aphelenchoididae.